GGAGCAGCACCCCAACACCAAGGAGCAGCACCCCAACACCAAGGAGCAGCACCCCAACACCAAGGAGCAGCGUAAGACCCACCAGGCCAAAGAUGAGGACAAGGACGAGGACGACAAGGAGAGAACCACCGCCAUGGAGCAGGAAUCGGAGGCCUCUGUGUCCAUGGAGGGAGCGACGGGAUCGACGGAGAACACACUGGGUCCUGUGGAGGUCUCAGUGGACAUAGAAGCUGUGAGGAGAGUGUACGACAGACUCCUCUCCAACGAGAAGAUGGAAUCGGCCUUCCUCAACGCCCUGGUCUACCUAACUCCCAACGUAGAGCUGGAUCUAACCUAUCUAGACGUGUACGACACCAACCCAGACUACCUGAACAUCUUCAUCAUCGUGCUGGAGAACAGCAGCCUCCACAGCCCAGAGUACCUGGAGUUGGCCAUGCCUCUGUUCUGUAAGUGUAUGAGUAAACUCCCUCUGCCUGCCCUGGCCAAGCUGACGCGCCUGUGGUCUCAGUACAGUGUAGAGCACAUCAGACGCAUGAUGGAGACCUUUCAGCAGCUCAUCACCUACACGGUGAUCAGCAACGAAUACGUCAGCGACUGUCUGGUAAACGACGACGAGGGCGUUGUGGCGGCAACCAAGUGUCUGAAGCUGGUGUUCUACGCCAACGUGCUGGGAGGUGACCUCGAUACGGGCCACAACGAAGAGGAGGAGGAGCCCCCGUCCAGCGAGCUCACCCUGCAGGAGCUCUUGGGGGAGGAGAGGAGGAACAAGAACGGUCCCCGGGUCGAUCCUCUGGAGAAGGAGCUGGGCGUCAGGACCCUGGACUGCAGACGACCCCUCAUUCCCUUCGAGGAGUUUGUCAACGAGCCUCUGAACGAUGUUCUAGAGAUGGACAAGGACUUCACCUUCUUCAAGGUGGACUCGGAGAGUAAGUUCUCCUUCCAGAGCUGUCCCUUCAUCCUCAACGCCUGCACCAAGAGCCUGGGACUGUACUAUGACAACCGCAUCAGCAUGUACAGCGAGAGGAGGAUCACAGCGCUCUACAGCCUGGUACAAGGACAGCAGCUCAACCCAUACCUCAGGCUCAAAGUACGACGAGACCACAUCAUCGACGACGCCCUCGUCAGGUUGGAGAUGAUCGCCAUGGAGAACCCUGCGGACCUGAGGAAGCAGCUGUUUGUAGAGUUUGAAGGAGAGCAGGGCGUUGACGAGGGAGGGGUCUCUAAAGAGUUCUUCCAGCUCGUCCUGGAGGAGAUGUUCAACCCUGAUAUUGGCAUGUUUACAUAUGACGAGUCCACCAAGCUGUUCUGGUUCAACCCACCCUCUCUGGAGAACGAGGCCCAGUUCACCCUGAUAGGCAUCGUCUUGGGCCUGGCCAUCUACAACAACUGUAUCCUGGAUGUUCACUUUCCCAUGGUGGUCUACAGGAAACUAAUGGGGAAGUUAGGCACCUAUCUGGACCUGGCAGACUCACAUCCGGUUCAGUACCAGAGUCUGAGGGAGCUGCUGGACUACGAGGGGGAUGUGGAGGAGGACAUGAUGAUCACCUUUCAGAUCUCACAGACUGACCUGUUUGGAGACCCCAUCACUUAUGACCUGAAGGAACACGGGGACAAGAUACCUGUUAGUGUGGACAAUAGAAAGGAGUUUGUCUCUCUGUAUAGUGAUUACAUACUUAAUAAGAGUGUGGAGCGCCAGUUCAAAGCCUUCAGGAGGGGCUUCCAGAUGGUCACCAACGAGUCGCCUCUCAAGUGUUUAUUUAGACCUGAGGAAGUGGAGCUACUGAUCUGUGGAAGCAGGAAUUUAGACUUUCACGCACUUGAAGAAACAACAGAGUAUGACGGAGGCUACAACAAAGACUGUCGCAUUAUCAAAGACUUCUGGGAGACGGUGCAUUCGUUUGGUGAGGAGGAGAGACUGUUCCUCCAGUUUACUACGGGGACUGACAGAGCACCCGUAGGAGGGCUGGGCAAGUUAAAGAUGAUCAUCGCCAAGAACGGCCCCGACACAGACAGGUUACCUACUUCUCACACAUGUUUUAAUGCCUUGCUGCUCCCGAAUACGACACAAAGGAGAAGCUGAAGGAGAGACUUCUCAAAGCCAUCACUUAUGCCAAAGGAUUUGGAAUGCUGUGAAACAAAACAACUACUCUGAACAUAAAACAUAAAGUUAAAUGGUUUAAAUGUGUUAAUGGAUAAGGAGGGAGUUCUACCAUACAAUGAGACAUGAGUUCAACUUAAAAAGUGGCAUUACGACAAGGAAAUGUUCCAGUAGUGUGUGCCAAGAUAUCAAUUAGACAGACGCUUUGAUCUA
Messenger RNA from Oncorhynchus gorbuscha (pink salmon), 2311 nucleotides. Its product is annotated as ubiquitin-protein ligase E3A-like. The record is from RefSeq and is a predicted model, not a curated record. Lineage: Eukaryota; Metazoa; Chordata; Actinopteri; Salmoniformes; Salmonidae. Gene Ontology annotation, molecular function: ubiquitin protein ligase activity. Gene Ontology annotation, biological process: protein polyubiquitination.